Messenger RNA from Daktulosphaira vitifoliae (grape phylloxera), 9373 nucleotides. RefSeq lists its product as uncharacterized. Lineage: Eukaryota; Metazoa; Arthropoda; Insecta; Hemiptera; Phylloxeridae. The record is from RefSeq and is a predicted model, not a curated record. Bases 161 to 9166 code for a protein of 3001 amino acids. The transcript is spliced from 6 exons.
UCGAAGUGUAAUAAUUUUAUGGAAUACACUAACUGACAAAUAAUGAUUAGCAAUUGAAAGCAGUUGUACAAAUAGAAGUUAAGGCAUAAGCUUAUUUUUAGGGCGAAUUGAUGAUUACAACAUCAAUUAAUCUCUUAGUUGAAUUGUCAUAGCUUAGACAAUGCAGUUUUACGCGAUCUUUGUUAUAACAGUGAUAAAAUUACAAGUUUUAGUUCAUACAGCAUCAUUUGAGGAAGAAAAUGGCAUUGAAAAUUUAGGCCCGCCAUACAAAAAUAUCAAAAGUAUCAACGAUUAUAGCCCUGUAGCAAAAUAUAAUGGAAUAAAUAAAAAAAAUAUAGGAAAUGGUAUUGAAAUUAAAAAUUCUAACAGACAAAAAGUAAAAGAUAUAAAUCCAUUAAUUGAUAGUCAGAAAUAUCCAAACAAAAAAACUGAAUAUAAAAAAGAAAACAAUUUAUAUAAUGACGAAUUACUUAAGCCAGAUAUCAUUUUAGACAACACAAAUAAAAAUACUAAAGAAAAAAAUCAAAACUACCAAUUAUUUUCUUCCUCAGAAAAUAUAAAAAUAAUAGAUAAAAAUCAAGGAAAUAGAAAAAAUCUUAUUAACAUUCAAAAAUCUAAUGUACAGCAUAAAAUUAAAGAAAUAAAAGACACUCAAGAAAAUAGAGAAUCAAAAUCAAAAAAAAAAAACUUUAAUCAAUUUAAUACGUCUAAAACAAGCUCUAAGAGUAUGCCCAUUAAUGAGUCUCACGAUGAUCAUAAUAUUUUCGCAAAAUUAUUGAAAAAAAAUAAUAAGAAAACAAACUUAAAACAAAAUUUUGAAAGUGAAAAAACUAACUGGGAACCUAAAAAAAUUUCCAUUGAUAAAAGUCAAUAUUCUGACAAACCAAAGAAAAUAAUACAUAACAACAAACAAGAAGAUACAAACGAAAUGAGUAUGUUUGGAAAUUUAUUUGAUGAGGAUGAAGAUAAUACAAAAGAGAAUAAUCAUAUACCAAUUAACAAACCAUUAAACACAAAUAUAUUAGAGAAACCUCCUAAUAAAAGCAAUAACAUAUUGAAUAAAUGGGACUCAAAUAAGUUACAAAAUAAAAACUCGAACACAAAAGGUCCACAUAAUGACUCAAUUAAUAAAAAUCCAACUAAAAAUGUAGCAAUAAACAAUAUUGAUAAUCCAUAUAAAGAACCUACAUAUAACUCUAAUUUUUUCAAUAAUCACGUAGAUAACGAAGGUCCUAAUAAUAAAUAUGAUCCAACUUCUCCAAAAAAAAAACAAGAAUAUCCGUCAAAAGAUUUGGAAAAACUUAAUAAUACAUUAUUAGAAAACACAAACACAAAUCAUGAAAUUGGAAUUCAUUCAAACAACCAGUUAAAUCCAUCAAGUCAUUAUGAACAACCUGAAAACCAGAACAAACACUUGCAAAAUAACCCAAUAAGUAAUACAAAAAAAAAUGAAGAAAUUAUAACACCAUUACAAACUAGUGAUCAACAUAGAAAUGAUGACGAAGCAUCGCCAAAUAAAAAUUCUGAUUUUUUUGGAAAUUUGUUUAACAAUCGAUUUAAUAAAAGACCAAAUACAAAUAAUGAAAACGGAAAUCCUACCGAAAACCAAUUGGUACCAUCAACAGAUAAUGAACACGCAACAAAAAACAAUUCUCCCUUAUUUGAUAAUACCAAUAAUGAUUCAAAUAAAAAGAAUCCUAUUAAAAAUGAUCAAUUUGGAACACCAUCACAAACUAGUGAUCAUCAUAGAAAUGAUGACGAAGCAUCGCCAAAAAGAAAUUCAGAUUUUUUUGGAAAUUUGUUUAACAAUCGAUUUAAUAAAAGACCAAAUACAAAUAAUGAAAACGAAAAUCCUACCGAAAACCAAUUGGUACCAUCAACAGAUAAUGAACACGCAACAAAAAACAAUUCUCCCUUAUUUGAUAAUGCCAAUAGUGAUUCAAAUAAAAAGAAUCCUAUUAAAAAUGAUCAAUUUGGAACACCAUCACAAACUAGUGAUCAUCAUAGAAAUGAUGACGAAGCAUCGCCAAAAAGAAAUUCAGAUUUUUUUGGAAAUUUGUUUAACAAUCGAUUUAAUAAAAGACCAAAUACAAAUAAUGAAAACGAAAAUCCUACCGAAAACCACUUGGUACCAUCAACGGAUAAUAAAAUAUUACCAAAUAAAUACCAACCCCUUGGGGAUAAUCCAUUUAGCAAUUCCAAUAAUAAAAAACCAAAAAUAAAUGAUGAAAUAGAUAAUUAUUCAAAAAAUCAUGGUAAUCUAUCAUCUGAUACUGCAAAAUCACCAAAAACAAAUAAUAACUCAUUUGAUAAUGCCAAUAGUGAUUCAAAUAAAAAGAAUCCUAUUAAAAAUGAUGAAUUUGGAACACCAUCACAAACUAGUGAUCAUCAUAGAAAUGACGACGAAGCAUCGCCAAAUAAAAAUUCAGAUUUUUUUGGAAAUUUGUUUAACAAUCGAUUUAAUAAAAGACCAAAUACAAAUAAUGAAAACGAAAAUCCUACCGAAAACCAAUUAGUACCAUCAACAGAUAAUGAACACGCAACAAAAAACAAUUCUCCCUUAUUUGAUAAUGCCUAUAGUGAUUCAAAUAAAAAGAAUUCUAUUAAAAAUGAUCAAUUUGGAACACCAUCACAAACUAGUGAUCAUCAUAGAAAUGAUGACGAAGCAUCGCCAAAAAGAAAUUCAGAUUUUUUUGGAAAUUUGUUUAACAAUCGAUUUAAUAAAAGACCAAAUACAAAUAAUGAAAACGAAAAUCCUACCGAAAACCAAUUGGUACCAUCAACAGAUAAUGAACACGCAACAAAAAACAAUUCUCCUUUAUUUGAUAAUGCCAAUAGUGAUUCAAAUAAAAAGAAUCCUAUUAAAAAUGAUGAAUUUGGAACACCAUCACAAACUAAUGAUCAUCAUAGAAAUGACGAGGAAGCAUCGCCAAAAAGAAAUUCAGAUUUUUUUGGAAAUUUGUUUAACAAUCGAUUUAAUAAAAGACCAAAUACAAAUAAUGAAAACGAAAAUCCUACCGAAAACCAAUUGGUACCAUCAACAGAUAAUGAACACGCAACAAAAAACAAUUCUCCCUUAUUUGAUAAUGCCAAUAGUGAUUCAAAUAAAAAGAAUCCUAUUAAAAAUGAUCAAUUUGGAACACCAUCACAAACUAGUGAUCAUCAUAGAAAUGACGACGAAGCAUCGCCAAAAAGAAAUUCAGAUUUUUUUGGAAAUUUGUUUAACAAUCGAUUUAAUAAAAGACCAAAUACAAAUAAUGAAAACGAAAAUCCUACCGAAAACCAAUUGGUACCAUCAACGGAUAAUAAAAUAUUACCAAAUAAAUACCAACCCCUUGGGGAUAAUCCAUUUAGCAAUUCCAAUAAUAAAAAACCAAAAAUAAAUGAUGAAAUAGAUAAUUAUUCAAAAAAUCAUGGUAAUCCAUCAUCUGAUACUGUACAAUCGCCAAAAACAAAUAAUCACUCAUUUGAUAAUGCCAAUAGUGAUUCAAAUAAAAAGAAUCCUAUUAAAAAUGAUGAAUUUGGAACACCAUCACAAACUAGUGAUCAUCAUAGAAAUGACGACGAAGCAUCGCCAAAUAAAAAUUCAGAUUUUUUUGGAAAUUUGUUUAACAAUCGAUUUAAUAAAAGACCAAAUACAAAUAAUGAAAACGAAAAUCCUACCGAAAACCAAUUGGUACCAUCAACAGAUAAUGAACACGCAACAAAAAACAAUUCUCCCUUAUUUGAUAAUGCCAAUAGUGAUUCAAAUAAAAAGAAUCCUAUUAAAAAUGAUGAAUUUGGAACACCAUCACAAACUAGUGAUCAUCAUAGAAAUGACGACGAAGCAUCGCCAAAUAAAAAUUCAGAUUUUUUUGGAAAUUUGUUUAACAAUCGAUUUAAUAAAAGACCAAAUACAAAUAAUGAAAACGAAAAUCCUACCGAAAACCAAUUGGUACCAUCAACAGAUAAUGAACACGCAACAAAAAACAAUUCUCCCUUAUUUGAUAAUGCCAAUAGUGAUUCAAAUAAAAAGAAUCCUAUUAAAAAUGAUGAAUUUGGAACACCAUCACAAACUAGUGAUCAUCAUAGAAAUGACGACGAAGCAUCGCCAAAAAGAAAUUCAGAUUUUUUUGGAAAUUUGUUUAACAAUCGAUUUAAUAAAAGACCAAAUACAAAUAAUGAAAACGAAAAUCCUACCGAAAACCAAUUGGUACCAUCAACAGAUAAUGAACACGCAACAAAAAACAAUUCUCCCUUAUUUGAUAAUGCCAAUAGUGAUUCAAAUAAAAAGAAUUCUAAUAAAAAUGAUAAAAUUGGAACACCAUCACAAACUAGUGAUCAACAUAGAAAUGAUGACGAAGCAUCGCCAAAUAAAAAUUCUGAUUUUUUUGGAAAUUUGUUUAACAAUCGAUUUAAUAAAAGACCAAAUACAAAUAAUGAAAACGGAAAUCCUACCGAAAACCACUUGGUACCAUCAACAGAUAUUGAACACGCAACAAAAAACAAUUCUCCCUUAUUUGAUAAUACCAAUAGUGAUUCAAAUAAAAAGAAUUCUAAUAAAAAUGAUAAAAUUGGAACACCAUCACAAACUAGUGAUCAACAUAGAAAUGAUGACGAAGCAUCGCCAAAUAAAAAUUCUGAUUUUUUUGGAAAUUUGUUUAACAAUCGAUUUAAUAAAAGACCAAAUACAAAUAAUGAAAACGGAAAUCCUACCGAAAACCACUUGGUACCAUCAACAGAUAAUGAACACGCAACAAAAAACAAUUCUCCCUUAUUUGAUAAUGCCAAUAGUGAUUCAAAUAAAAAGAAUUCUAAUAAAAAUGAUAAAAUUGGAACACCAUCACAAACUAGUGAUCAACAUAGAAAUGAUGACGAAGCAUCGCCAAAUAAAAAUUCUGAUUUUUUUGGAAAUUUGUUUAACAAUCGAUUUAAUAAAAGACCAAAUACAAAUAAUGAAAACGGAAAUCCUACCGAAAACCACUUGGUACCAUCAACAGAUAAUGAACACGCAAUAAAAAACAAUUCUCCCAUAUUUGAUAAUGCCAAUAGUGAUUCAAAUAAAAAGAAUUCUAAUAAAAAUGAUGAAUUUGGAACACCAUCACAAACUAGUGAUCAACAUAGAAAUGAUGACGAAGCAUCGCCAAAUAAAAAUUCUGAUUUUUUUGGAAAUUUGUUUAACAAUCGAUUUAAUAAAAGACCAAAUACAAAUAAUGAAAACGGAAAUCCUACCGAAAACCACUUGGUACCAUCAACAGAUAAUGAACACGCAAUAAAAAACAAUUCUCCCAUAUUUGAUAAUGCCUAUAGUGAUUCAAAUAAAAAGAAUUCUAAUAAAAAUGAUGAAUUUGGAACACCAUCACAAACUAGUCAUUAUGAACAUCCUGAAAACCAGAACAAACACUUGCAAAAUAACCCAAUAAGUAAUACAAAAAAAAACGAAGAAAUUAUAACACCAUUACAAACUAGUGAUCAACAUAGAAAUGAUGACGAAGCAUCGCCAAAUAAAAAUUCUGAUUUUUUUGGAAAUUUGUUUAACAAUCGAUUUAAUAAAAGACCAAAUACAAAUAAUGAAAACGGAAAUCCUACUGAAAACCACUUAGUACCAUUAACGGAUAAUAAAAUAUUACCAAAUAAAUACCAACCCCUUGGGGAUAAUCCAUUUAGCAAUUCCAAUAAUAAAAAACCAAAAAUAAAUGCUGAAACUGAUACUCCUUCAGAUAGUCUGUUUAAGCCUUUAACGAAUACUGAUCAAACUCCAUUUAAAAACAAUAACUUGAAUGAUAACUCUCAUGGUAACUCAUUUUAUAAGAAGCCAACCUCAAAAUCUACAAGUAUGCAUUUUAAUAAUAUUAACUUCAAUGAUAUUAAUAAUUCUGUAAAUCCUGUUUUAUCUAAACUACCCGAUAAUUUAAGUAAUUCGAAUAAUGUUAGUUGUAUUAAUUUACCGAAAUCGGACAAUGACGCUGUUCAUAUUACGAAUUUGAUAAAACCUCUUAUUGAUGUUAAUCAAAUGGAAAUUAGUCCUAAAAUGGACUCUUUGUCAGAUAAGUUCAAUGAGUUCAAUACUACUACCUCUGUUAAUAAAAAACCUACCACACAUGAAUAUGGUAAUUCUAUUUAUAGAAAUGAUGAUAAAACAAUGUCAAUAAUUCCAAAUGAUUAUGAUAAAGAAGUAUCGUUGCCCAAAAAUAAUAGUCAAAUAUCUAUUGAAAAACCCUAUAAUAUCAUUCUCAACAACGUAAAUACUCUAAAUAAUCCUCUGAAAAUUUUAUCUUAUAAUGACUUGAACAAUCUGAAACCAUUAGAUAAAAAUGGAACUUUUGAUGAAAAUUUAAAUUUGAAUCAAAUUCCAAACAGCCCAAUGUCACAUUUUGUUAAUCCAUCAGAUCUAGCCAAAAAUUUAAUCAAGUUGCCUGUCAAUUCUUUAAAAAAACCUACAAUUCAAUAUGGUGAUAUAAACUUACCAAAUGAAAGUAAUUUUAAAAAUGAAAAACCAUUUAAAAAUUAUAAAAACAUGGAUGUAUAUCCUGUAUCGAACAUCAAUCAAAUAUCCAAUAGUAAUUCUAAUAAUAUGGAAAAUCCAAAUUUAGUACAAUCAACAGAUAAACCUUACAACGUUGUUUUGAAUAAUGUCAAUAAUAUAUCAAAUCCUGAUAAAACAUCAUCUAACAUUAAUACAAUUAAUACUUCUUUUCAAUUUGAUAACGGUGGUAAAACUGAAAAAAUUUCCAAAGAAAAUCAAAUUUCUAAUGAAAAACUAAAUAAAAAAAGUAAACACAAAAUUGAAACAGCAAAAAACACUUUUAAAAAACAAAGUAAUUCAGGAAAACCUUAUAAUAAUUUCGAUAAGGUGUCUUCCGGAUUUGGUUAUUCAACUCUCCCUUAUUUAUUUAAUUCAGAAAAUGAAGGGACUCUAAAAACAAAUAAAUAUGACCAACCUCUUGUUCAAUUUAAUUCUUUCAACAGUGGAACAAUAGAUUCACCUAAUAAAUUCAUAAAAGAAGGUAAUUUAGAAUCAAAUACUGACAAUUUUGAUUCAAUUGAUGACAAUAAUAAGAAUAAUAAUUUGAUUAAACCUAAAGUGCAUAAACCUAUAACAAAAAAGAAUAAUCUCAGUAAAAAUGAUGGAGAUCAUUCAUCAUGUAGCAAUGAAGAAUCAAAAACAAUUAUUUCAAUGAAAAAACCAAAAAAUAAAAAUAAAAUGGACAGUUUAAAAAGUAAUAACUCAUUUAGUGUUUCAGAAGAAAGUAGUAAUGGAAAAAAACAAACGAAAAUGGAAAAGGAGAAUAGAUUGAACAAUAAAUUAACAAAUACAAAUACAGCAUCAAAUAAUGGAAAUACAAAUAUAAAUAUUAACACAAAUGAUAAAUUAAAAUCUAAUUUAGCUAGCGAAGAAUUAUUGAAAAAUAAGUAUAAGAGUAAGAAAACUAAAAAAACAAAUAGUUCAGAUGAAGAUGACGAUUUGAAUAAUCUAAAAGUUAAAACUAAACUUAAAACUCCAAAUUCGAUCAAAUACACAGAUAAUAACCAUAAAACAACUUUACAUAAUGAAUCACCAAUUAUAAAUAUUAAUCAUGAACAGGGUUCUCCUGGUAUAAUUGAUUCUAAUCCAAUGAUGAAUCUAUCAAUUCUCGAUAAAUAUGAUUUGUACCCAAAAGACUUUUGGAAAGUUAUACUUCAAAAUCCAAAUUUGUUUCAUCCACCAACUUACAUUAACCCUAACGAAUACAACUAUAAUACUAUGAAACCUACAAAUGAUAUGAAUAAAAUAAAUCAAGAUACUAUUAAAAAUCCUAAUGAGUUUAUGCAAAAUACAAAUAGUCUUAAUGCAAAAACUAUUUAUAGUAAUCCUGGAAAUAUUGCAAACGAAGAAUUACGACCAAAUCAGCCAAUAAAUGAUGAAAAAAAAAUCCCUACAUUUAAAUCUAGUGAUAAAGAUACCAAUAAUAACUACUUUAACAUAAACACGUUUUUAGAUAAACCAUCUCAUACGGAAUAUAAAAAAGAUGAAGUAUAUACACCGAAUAAUGUACCAGAAAAAAAUAGCCUUCACAAUUUAAUAACAAAUGAUGAAAACAAUAAACUUAUUAAAAAUCCUAAUCCAGAAGUUAACUUCGAUCAUAUGUUUAAGGAACUAGCUAAUAAAAUGAUGAAUCAAAUAGACUCUUCGAUAAAUGCUAAGUUAUUUCAACAAGAUAAUCUCAGAAAAAAUUAUAUCAAUGAUGGUAGAUAUAAUAGUAGAAAGACUAAUGCAGCGUAUUCUAUUGAUGUGAAUUCUGGUGAAUCGAGCCAUGAAUAUAGUUAUGAAAAUAGAAAAUUACCACCUGAUACAAAAAAAAAGAAAAACCCGACAAUUUUUAAUGAUAUACAACCAUUUAAAAAGAGUAAAAAAACAAACAAAUUAAACACUGAAUCAUAUAAAAGUAACUCUGAAGUUUCUGAAGAAGUUAAUAAUAAUAUUAGACGUAAAACAACUAAAAAGAAAAACCAUACAACUAAAAUAAAACCUGUUAAAAAUAUAGUCCGUGAUAAUGAUAAUUCUGACAACGAAAGUGAAUCUUUUGAAGAAAAUAAUCAAAUAAAUAUACUAAAACAUAAAAAAAAAAAGCCUAAAAAUGAAACCUUUUCAAAAAUUACAACUAAUACUAAAAAGAAUUUAAAUGAAAAAAUUUCUCCUUCAAAAAUAUCUAAUACUACGAUUAAACUUAAAAAAUCGAAAAGUAAUGUAACAAAAAAAAAAGUUACUGAUGUUAAUAAAAAAAAGAAAAUUAACAAUAAUGUCAAAUCACCGAAAAAUAAACACAAUGAUAAAAAAAAAAAUGUAAAUAAGGUUAAAAAAAUUACUAAGAUUACUAAAAUAAGACCUUUGAAUAAUCAAGAGAAAAUAAUCAAAAAAAAAAAUAAUAAAAAUAAUACAACCAAAUUAAAAAAUAAAAAAAUUGUAACUGUCGAUGGAAAUACAUACCGCCCCAAAAAUAAAGUAGUGAAUCGUUAUAUUACAACUGAUUCUUCAAGACUGGGUAAUCCCAGCACAACAAAUAUUGAUAAUAGCCAACAGCGUUAUAGAUGGAAAUAUGCAAACGAACCGAAUGAAGGACGUGGAUAUAGGAUUGGCUAUCGUUUAUCACCAAAUUUUUCAUACCUUAUGGGGAGUAAUCCAAGAUAUUACACAUCACUAAUUUAAUGAUUCAUAUCAAUUGAAUAACGAAUAAUUUAUGACUUUGCUGUAAGAAUUUUACCAAGUCCACAAAUACUUAUAUAGAAAGACAUAUUAAUUUAUCUUUAUUCUAUAUUCAAUAUGAAUUUUAAAUAAUAUAUUUUAAAAUGUAUUUUACGCUUUCAAACGACAUCUCUUUUGGAGUUAUUAUAUAAUAAUAUUUUAAAAAUCAAA